Molecule: messenger RNA, 1491 nt
Organism: Acytostelium subglobosum LB1
Lineage: Eukaryota; Evosea; Eumycetozoa; Acytosteliales; Acytosteliaceae
Exons: 8
Coding region: 1-1491 (496 amino acids)
Biological process (GO): autophagy; endocytosis
Cellular component (GO): endosome; autophagosome
Molecular function (GO): guanyl-nucleotide exchange factor activity
Source: RefSeq, a predicted model, not a curated record
AUGUCUCAUGGCAGUGGGCAUCUUCACAGCUCUGCCGCUUCAUUGGCUGCGCCAAACCAAGCAAACAAAGCGGUCGGUGGUGCUGGUGCCAACAACAAGGAGUUCAAGAAGCACAACAACAUCUUUAGUAGAGUAUACGAAGAGAUGCAACCAUUGCUUGCUCCAAAUCUAUCUGCAUCAAAGAAGAAACUACCAUUAUCAAAGACAACAUCGACACCAAUCAAGUUGAUUGAUCAGACAUCAACAUUCAAACCACAGGUGAUAUGUGGAGCACAGCUCUCUGUUUGGCAUGAUACUGCUGGCCCAGUGAUUGAACAGCUGUGGACAGUUCCAGGCGAUGAUGAGGAUGGACAACUUAGUGUUUCAAAUGAGUUCCAAGCAUUCAUGGCACGACAGACACUUUGCGGUCUCGACACAAAGAUCGUAUCAGAGGAGAUGCGUUUCAACAUAUACCCAGAGCAGGGAUUCAUGAUACCAUCGAUCAUCUUCAAUGCCAAGUACCACGAGAAGAUCACAAAGUUUGCCCUGUCCAUCUAUCUCGACAUCACCAAACUACACAUCUAUCAACAUUGCCACGACUUUAUCUCUGACAGGAUGUCACUUCUAGCGUCAAUCAUACUCACAAACUAUUGCAACAGUAAUUAUGAUCUAACCAAGUUUACACCAGAGUUACUAUUGGUCUGUGUCAACAUUGAUAAAGUGUUCUCUUCAUCCUAUCCAACGACGGACAUAUCACAGACAUUCUUCAUCGAGUCACAUCCUCCAGCGCAACCAGAGUAUGACUUUAUCGUCAAAGCAAUCACAUCACAUAUGCAUACAGGUGGAUCGACAGUUGUAAUUGGAAGCAAUGAUAAGGUGAUUCUCAAAUGGUUGGAUACACUCUACUUGUUCCUGACGCCAAACGAGAGGAAUGUAUCAUCAAGAGUGCUGUCACACGAGUUUGUACCAGAUCUCAUCAUACAGGGCAUACUGGACGUGUCACUAAAGACACUGGAGGAGAGGAUACCCUACUCCCUGCGACCAUCCACUGUCAUUGACACUGACAGGAAUGAAGUAUAUCAGACAGAGAUUCAAUAUCAAUAUACAUGCUAUCGCGAUGACUUUCUUGUCGCAACUGCAAUAUUUAAGAAACAACUGCCGCCAGAGAAGGAGACAAAGAUAUUGUGCACCUUCACUCAACCGUCAGUCUACGUCAGACAGAUGCUCAACGAAGUGUUUAGCCUACCCCUUAACUAUAGAGAAAUCUACCUUGUACAUUACAUGAGGCUAUUACUAAGGAAAGCAUCAUUUGUCGUUUCAUUCACUCAAUCCAUCAACUCAAACUUAGGUAUAAACUACGCCAAGAAGGUAAAGUCAGAGCUCAACCUUCCAAGCGAGAGUGAUGUCUAUCUGCUCUUUGGCAUUGCAGAGAAGUUGCAGUUGAACUUGUUCAUGUCUGCCAUCAAACUGGAACAGAUAGAGAAAGUGUUCCAGGUCUUUGAAAGCUUCUGA